Messenger RNA from Anisakis simplex (herring worm), 294 nucleotides. The record is from the annotation of a GenBank genome assembly. NCBI's taxonomy places the organism in Eukaryota, Metazoa, Nematoda, Chromadorea, Rhabditida, Anisakidae.
AUGACUUUUGUGUAUGUUGACAAUGAGAAUUUCAACGAUGAACUGAGCAGUUAUAAUUGUCAGUCGAGCUGUGAUCCUGCGCCUCUGCAAAUUUUACCGUGCGAUGAGGUGCCCGGUGUAUCGGAAUACGUUGAAGUGAGUAGUGCUCAAGCGAGAAGAUAUAAACUGACACGGAAACGACGUGCCACAUCGCCGAUUGAUUUCAUUUAUGCGAACGAUACUGCUUAUCAGCAAAGCAUCAACAAAACCAUGUUUGUUUGUUUCAUGUCUUUAACAAAUUUUGCCUUCCUUUGA